CUAACUCCGACGUGCGCAGCCUGCUUCUGGGAGUGGCUGCACGGACCCUCAGUGGUCACCAGGAAAUCCCAGCACUGGACACCCGACAGCCUUUGGGCACCCGCGAUCCAAGAACCCUUCUCGUGGAAAUUCGCGCGCAGUAUUGAUUUCUCAGAGCAGUCUACCGACACACCGAGGUGGGGCAUGCCGAUCGGUGACAGCGAGGCGGGCGACACCUCGGUGAGCAGACGACGGAGAAGCGGGCCUCUCUCCAUUGGCUGAUCGGUGCCGUGACGUCAUCCUGAAGCUUGGAGCGCCCUCCCGCCCAGAGAGGGGGGGCUCCAUUUGGGCUACGAGCCGGUGAAAAGUUGACAGUGCCAUGUAGCGAGCUCCUCGUGGAAGCACGUGAGCCGGUUCGCGGACAUCAUGCGACUUGUAUUCGUAGGGGCCCUGGUGCUUUCCCUUUCAAGCGGGAUGGCACUGGGCCGCGAGCGCUGCGAGGACAUCACCAUUCCAAUGUGCAAGGGCAUCGGCUACAACCAGACUUACAUGCCGAAUCAAUUCAAUCAGGAGACACAAGAUGAAGCCGGGAUGGAAGUGCAUCAGUUCUGGCCACUAGUUGAGAUCCAGUGCUCGGACGACCUCAAGUUCUUUUUGUGUUCGCUCUACACUCCAAUAUGUAUGGAAGAGUACCCUAGCAGCGUGCCAGCAUGCCGUUCCGUGUGCGAGCGGGCGCGUGCGGGUUGCGCACCAAUCAUGCGGCAGUACGGCUUCGCGUGGCCAGAACGUAUGAACUGUGAAGCCCUUCCUGAGUACGGUGACCAAGAACACUUGUGCAUGGACUCCAAAGAAGGUGCUCGCCCAGAAGGAAUGCACAAUAACUACGUUGUGGUAGGGUCACCUGCAAAGGGAACACCUGCCAAGGAACGUGGCCGAAAUGGUGGCAGUCCAAUGCGGACACGAACUUUCACAGCGUCGGGCCGCGAAAGAACGCGUGAUCAACCAUCUAGUGAAUGUAGUUGCCACUGCAAUUCGCCACUCGUCAAUACAACGGACCCUCAUUUCUAUACCCGAGAUGCCUCGUCUGUGGUACCCGAGUGCGCCCUGCCCUGCAGAAUGUUUUACUUUACCGGCUCCGACGAACGUUUUGCAACCUACUGGAUUGGAGUCUGGGCUGUGUUGUGUUGCGUAUCAACGAGCCUCACUGUACUGACAUUCCUGAUUGACACAACGAGGUUUCGUUACCCCGAGCGGCCAAUAAUAUUUCUAUCGUUCUGUUAUCUUAUGGUGUCCGUCGGUUACCUGGUCCGUCUUGUACUGAACCAUGAACCCAUCGCCUGUGACGGCAACAUCGUGCGGUACAACGUUUCCAGCCGGCCGGCAGCUUGCACCGUGGUCUUCAUCUUGCUCUAUUUCUUCGGCAUGGCAAGCUCAAUGUGGUGGGUCAUCUUGACACUCACAUGGUUACUCGCGGCGGGACUCAAGUGGGGAAACGAAGCCAUCGCCAGCUACUCGCAGUAUUUCCACAUCGUUGCCUGGAUGGUGCCCACCAUAAAAACUAUCGUCGCCAUUCUCCUAAGCGCCGUGGACGGCGAUUCCGUGGCAGGCGUCUGCUACGUGGGCAACCAGAAUAUAGCAAACCUGCAGGGGUUCGUUUUGGGCCCAUUAGUCGUGUACUUAUUUCUCGGCACGUCUUUCCUGCUGGCAGGUUUUGUCUCCCUGUUCCGUAUUCGCUCCGUCAUACGUGCGCAGGCCCGAGUCAAGGCCGACAAGCUAGAGAAACUAAUGAUCCGCAUUGGAAUCUUCUCUGUACUGUACACAGUCCCGGCCACCGUCGUCAUCGCCUGUUAUUUUUAUGAGAAUUAUUACAGAGAAGCGUGGGUACGUCGACUUCAAUGCCCAUGUACCAAGAACAACGAAACGCCAAAGCCACAUUUCUUCAUGUUCAUGGUGAAGUAUUUCAUGUGUCUAGUCGUCGGCAUCACCUCUGGUUUCUGGAUCUGGUCGGGAAAGACCCUCGAAUCGUGGUGGAACUUUUAUGCCCGUCUGUGUUUGGGACGCCGACGAGGUCGAGAUGUCGUCGGCGAAUUUCCGGACCCGCACGUCCGCACAUUCAAGCAGUCCAUAAGCCCUGUCAGCCACAUCGGUCAGCUGUCUAGUCAUGGUGGCAAGCAGCUUCCCCUUUCCCAUGUAUGAUGCUCCGACUCAACCAACAUGACAUAAUGUCACCGUCUGGCGUCCCGUACCCAUACGUGGCUCUUCGUCGGUCUCUCUAGUCCCGGCAGCUAACCCUACCGAACGUGACCGAAGAGCGCCUCUGUCAGCAGCUACGCUAACAGACCGCUUCACAACCAAGACGUGCCAAAGCUGCAAGAAGGAAUCAUCGGCGAGGCUGCACGCUCUAUGUCGCCAUUGAACCAGGUACAAUAUAUCAGUUCCACCAUGUGGUCAAAGUUUGUAUAGAAUUCACAAUUCUGCUCAAAUGUCCGAUGAGUAAUUGAACGUGGCGGCACGACACCCCCGUUCAAUAGGCUCACCCACAAAAUGAAUUCAUUCUGGUAAUAUGGUGUCUAGUAACACAGUUUGUGAGCCAGUAAUAUGUUACAAUCAGCAAUGCAAUAUACGGUUCUUAUGUGUGUUAGAAGUGUCAAGUUAUUGUCCCUGGGUUGCCGGUUGUGCAGGUCAUAUCCCGCGUGGGGUGUCUCCCGAUUCAAUAUAUACAUUUACAUCACUUCAUUCACCAGAGAGAAGGAAAACCAUGUACUGAGUCAUUGUACGUGUGUGACAGCCACCGGAGUGAGGAGUUUUUUGAAUGAACUGUUUUUGUGUGUAUUUCGUAACCAAUAGCAGUGUUUCUUUUUUUUUUCUUCAAAAGCACCACUUUAAAAGUGUAACAUUCUUCGCGGGUAAUGUGCAGUUGUUUUGCCACUCGACGGUUCUUCUACGACGAUCAUGGCUAUUGCGUAUUAUGCGCCAAAACAUAGCCAUGCGCACUGCUACGUUCUUCCACAUGACACCGCCCUGGUCGGCUACAGCACCGUACUACAUUUGUGACUUACAAGGAGCUCGAAGCAUACACCUUUGUUGUAGUGUGUUGUGUCGGGCAGAAGCAUUCAAAACUGCGCGCACCUCUUUCUCGACAACUUUCAACUCAUAACAUUGUCCUUGGGUGUUAUACUUGGACAUGAGCUUGUCACCCGAAGGAGUUCUAUUAUGAGAAGGAAGUAAUGAGAUCGUCGUAUUUGAGAGAACGCAACAAGUCAUAAAAAAAAAAGAAGUAGUAAAUGCACGUUGGGACCUUGCAAUGACAUGACUAUUUGCACAACUACAGACUUGCCGUUCGUCCUACCGCCCAGAACUAUCUACACACCAUUACGCUGUGUGCUUGGGGCGCUCCACAAAAGAUAUAUGCUUUCCACAAAAUUGUCACAAGGACACCUAGACUUACAAAUUCCUUUGUUGUCUCGUUCCAACGCCUGAGAUAUAUGUCAUACUUCCAUUUUCGCGUGACGUUGAACUAUGCCAAUAUUAAGCGCUUUUACAUCUUGGGUUCAUGCGAGGCAAGCCAGCUUGCGCAUCGCUCAUGCAGAAUUUAACGGUUACACUUCAUAAUGGUAGGUUCUCAACACGGGCAUUCCGUGGCGUUACGUGCCCGAGUGAGAAAAUUAAUCGGAUUUACUCCGGCGCCCUCCCAUGGCGUUAUGCCCUUGCAUUCUUGCGGAAAUCCCUAUGCACUGUGUUACAAUGAUCACCUCUUCUCGUUUGUAGCGAAAGUGUGUAACGCGGUCGAUGUUUCAGAAUGGUGGCUAUAAGCAGUGCACAGCUGUAUAUUGAAAACUGAACUGUGAGAAGAAAAAAAGUUGGUGUCGCCUCGCGGCGUUUCUUUUUCGUUGUAGAAUCGCAAACUCUUGCACUGCCUGUAUACCAGGCACAACGAGUAGCGCACGCGGUUAAAUGUCACGUGACAGGUGCUGUGAUGAAGCAGACGUGUAGCGCUGCCAUGGUUUGUUGGUUUGUGUGGGCUGGGCUGGUUCUUAUUUGUUUCGAAGUGUUGCGGUGUGCUCAAUAAGAAAGCUCACUUGUUUGUAGCUGUGGUCGUCCCUCUUGACGGGUCAGUUGAUAUACGUAUGCCCGCAAGUAACGCCGGCAACUCUUCUCCCACAUAAGAAGGAACAUAUCAACAGCGGCCAAUGUUUUCGACACUUUUACUACAGACAAAAAUCUCUCUUCGUGAAGGAAAAAGCGAAGUUCCACAGGGUCCCCAGAGUAAAAUCUCAUUAUUGCAUAUACGUAUUCACCCUUUUCUGUAUAGUUGAUGUGUACAUUUUGUUCAUAAGAGGAUCACUAUCGCUAUUAUAUUAUUGUGCCCAUUGAGUAUCGUGCGCUGAACAUCUGUUAAGUGUGUAUUAUUUAAAUGUCUAUUACCAUUAAACACAUUGUUGAUAUCAAUCCUGA
Ornithodoros turicata is the source of this 4434-nucleotide messenger RNA. RefSeq names its product frizzled-5-like. Bases 406 to 2175 code for a protein of 589 amino acids. The transcript has 2 exons. The record is from RefSeq and is a predicted model, not a curated record. Gene Ontology annotation, cellular component: plasma membrane. NCBI's taxonomy places the organism in Eukaryota, Metazoa, Arthropoda, Arachnida, Ixodida, Argasidae. Gene Ontology annotation, molecular function: Wnt receptor activity; Wnt-protein binding. Gene Ontology annotation, biological process: non-canonical Wnt signaling pathway; canonical Wnt signaling pathway.